Messenger RNA from Dendrobium catenatum, 1329 nucleotides. RefSeq names its product GATA transcription factor 4. Gene Ontology annotation, molecular function: zinc ion binding; sequence-specific DNA binding. The transcript has 2 exons. Bases 147 to 1040 code for a protein of 297 amino acids. The record is from RefSeq and is a predicted model, not a curated record. Lineage: Eukaryota; Viridiplantae; Streptophyta; Magnoliopsida; Asparagales; Orchidaceae. Gene Ontology annotation, biological process: regulation of DNA-templated transcription.
AGAAAAUGAUCUUCUAUUGGUGGAUCAUGGAUGGAGAGAUUCUUUCUCCUAUUCUCCUGCUAUUUAUCUUACUCUCGCUUUCACUCUUCCUACACUCACUGCUUCUCACCACCUAUCCCUGCUUCAGCUUUUGAUCUUUACUGUGUAUGAUGGAAACUGGCUGGGAGAUAGAUUUUGGUAUGGGAAAAGGAAUGGAAAUGACGGCGUCGCCGGCGACGUUCGCCGGAGCAAGUCCGGCUUAUAUGUACAGUAUGCCUAAUGCAGAAUCACUUAGAGUCGACGAACUCCUGGACUUCACCAACCAUGACCUCUUCCCUUCUUCUUCCUCUUCCUCCUCCUCCGUCCCAACCGACGAAGCCGCCCUCCACCUCCCCGCUGGCCAGGAGUUCUCCUCCUCUGCCUCCGUCGCUGCCACCGUUGGCUUCGAUGCCUCCUUGCCGGACGACAUCUGCAUUCCUAGCGAGGAGGCGGCGGAGCUCGAAUGGCUCUCCAAAUUCAUGGAGGAUUCCUUCUCCGAUACCCCUUACCAUUACUCCCUCCCCGAUAUGACAAUGUCGGAAAACAGUAAUUACCCAUCUUCAGAGAUCUCUACUCACGCCCUUGCUUCCGGGAUCAAUAGAUCUCCUGAGAUCUCCACCUCCUCUUCAUCAUCAUCGUCUUCUUCUUCAUCCGACUUCCCAAAGGCCAAAACGAAUGUAAUCAACAAGAAAAAGCAAGGGAAUAACGAGAGCGGCGCACGGCGUUGCACGCACUGCUCGUCGGAGAAAACUCCGCAGUGGCGGACUGGACCGCUCGGGCCGAAGACUCUCUGCAAUGCCUGCGGCGUUCGGUUCAAGUCCGGUCGACUCGUGCCGGAGUACAGGCCGGCGGCGAGUCCCACUUUUGUUCUAACGCAGCACUCCAAUUCGCAUCGAAAGGUCAUGGAACUUCGACGACAAAAAGAAUUCCUCAUACUCCGAGGCAGCGGUGGCGGCGGUGGAGACGGCGGCUCCUCGGGUUUUUCGACGGAGAUGAGUUUCCAGGACUAUGAGGUCUGUUGAAGCGCCGUUGACGGCGAUUAAACGACGCUUGUUGCCGUUUGUUUUCUGUUGAAUUGAUUGCUAUGGUGGAUCCUUAUCGGACGGCUGGAAUUUAUUUCUAUAAAUUAUUGGUUGCUGCUCUGAUUGUCCCUUCAGUUUUGGGUGUAGGGCGUCAUCACGUGAUAUGCGUGGUGGUCCAAUGAAGAUGAGCCACGUGAUUGUCACGUGCUUGGACCAGCGAAUAAGAGUAAUCGAGAAAUUUAGGCGACUAUUAUUUAAUGUUUAAAAUUAAAAGUAAUAAUAAAAAUGA